Molecule: messenger RNA, 1773 nt
Organism: Vicia villosa (hairy vetch)
Lineage: Eukaryota; Viridiplantae; Streptophyta; Magnoliopsida; Fabales; Fabaceae
Exons: 1
Coding region: 1-1773 (590 amino acids)
Molecular function (GO): zinc ion binding; nucleic acid binding
Source: RefSeq, a predicted model, not a curated record
AUGGCAUCUAAACCAAAGGGGGCGUAUACUAGAGCGCCUGUUUUUAACGGUGAAAACUAUGGCUAUUGGAAAGACUGCAUGCGAGUUCAUAUAACUUCGGUUGAUAGGCAUGUAUGGACUGCCAUUCAAGAUGGACCAUUUCAAAUUACCAUGGUGAAUGCUGCAGGAGCCAUUGUGCCUAAACCUGAAAAUACUUGGAAUGAAGAUGAUGAGAAAAAGUACGCAAGCGAUUGGAAAGGUCGAAAUAUGUUAAUUUCAGCUCUUGGUGUUGAUGAAUACUAUCGUGUUUCUCAUUGCACGACUGCUAAAGAAAUGUGGGAUGCUUUAGAGGUUGCCCACGAAGGUACCUCCGAAGUAAAACAGUCCCGUAUCAACACACUCAAUCAAGAGUUUGAGCUCUUUCGCAUGAAACAAGGAGAAUCUAUCUCUGAAAUGCAAAAGAGAUUUAUUCACCUUACUGGUCGAUUAAAUGCUCUUGGAAGACCUGUUUCCAAUGAAAAUGCUACUAAUAAAAUUUUGAGAUGUCUUAGAAGGGAAUGGCAGCCUAAAGUUACAGCCAUCAAAGAGGCCAACGAUCUCACCACGCUAACUAUCACAUCGCUGUUUGGUAUGCUCGAAGAACAUGAGCAGCAACUGCAAAGUCUAGAAAACUAUGAAAACAAGAGUAAAAAGGAAAAGAAUAGAGACAAGGAGGUGGAGAAGAAGCCAUUAGCUCUCAAAGCUUCUAGUUCCAAGUCCUCAAAGAUAGACAAAUUUGAUGAUGACUCAACUAGUGAUGAAGAUUCGGAUGAUGAAGAAAUGGGGCUGUUCGUUCAGAGAUAUAAUAGAUACAUACGAAGAAAUGGAAUCAAACACUCCGACAAAAAUCUAGCGAAGUUUCGUAGACAAUCCACCAAAUCAAAGCAAGAGGAAAGUAAGAAAUAUAGAGGCAAAGGAUCCUGUUUUAAUUGUGGAAAAUCUGGACACUACAAAACUGAAUGUCCCAAAAUUAAGAAAGAAAAAGGGCCGGUAUCAAAGAAAUCCAACAAACAAAGGCGAGCUUACAUAGCAUGGGAAAGUGAUAGUGAAUCGUCAACUGAUGAAGACUCAAGUGACGAUGAUGAAAGCGCAAAUCUAUGUCUCAUGGCUCAUGACUACAACCAGCCUCACCACAAGAAGAAAAGCGAUCAAAAGAAAGUAAGACAAGCCUACUAUAAUAACUUUAACUCUCUUACUUUUUCUGAACUGAAAAUAGCUUUUGAAAAACUGCAUAAAGAAGCCGUUGAAGCUUUUAAACGACUAUCCUCCGACAAACAAAUUUUUUCACACUUGGAGGGUAAAGUUUACAAAGCCGAACAAGAUCUAAAAGAUCUAAAAGCUAGCAUUGCAGAAAAUACAAAGAAUAUUGAUGGAUGUAUAGAAACUAGAUAUUGUGGAGUAUGUCACAUUUGGCAGCAAGAGGUAAAAACUCUUAAUGCUAAAUUGGAAAAGGCUUUACAACCCAAGGUUACUUUUGCUAUUGAUCCAACGAAUUUUAAAAAGACAUUGAAUCCUCCUUAUGCAAAAUAUUCAUUUGUUGAAAAGAUUGCAAAGGAUUCAAUUAGCAAAAGUAAACAAUUCCAUCAUCAUGGUUUAUGUCAUUAUUGUUGUCGAAAAGGUCACACCAUUGAGAAAUGCAAGUUUAGGAGAUUCCUAGUUCCUAAAGGCAUUUACCAAUGGAAACCCAAAGACAACCAUGUUACUACUUACCCUAUUGGACCCAAUGAAAAUUGGGUACCAACCUCUCUCUUUUGA